Messenger RNA from Rotaria socialis, 783 nucleotides. NCBI's taxonomy places the organism in Eukaryota, Metazoa, Rotifera, Eurotatoria, Philodinida, Philodinidae. The record is from the annotation of a GenBank genome assembly.
AUGUCGUCAUCAUCAACAAUUUGGUUAAUAACUGCGGGUUGGUCUGAUACAUCAUUUGUUGAUUUUCUUGUUCGUUCAUCCGAUUCAUCAAUAACACGAUUAGAUGUUUAUCAUUGGUUUUUUACUCAUAUUCGUGAUAAAAUUUGUCUAUUCGAUUAUUCACCACUGGAAAAUAUCGAAGGCGAUUUAGAUUUAACACAAAUAUUCAAUAAAAACAUUGAACAUGAAAACUUAAAUAUAAAUUAUUUCGAAGAUUUUAUUGAAUUAGAUAUCGAAGAAAUUGAAUUAUUUAUGCGUGAAAAUGGUAGAGCACAUGGCAUGGUUGUUACCAUUGAUAAGGCUAAAGAACAAAAUUAUCAUAUAGUCAAUGUUGAUGAAGAUGCUAUGUCAAUCAUAUGGAAAGUAACAUAUAAUCCGCGUUUUUUAACUUGCAUACCACAUAAUAAAUUACCGAAUCUUUAUGAUUUACAACAAACUACACGAUCAAAUUAUUUAUGGCAAAUACGUGCUAAGCAAGAACAUCAAGUAUAUCAAUAUAUAUUCAAUAAUUUAAAUCUAUUCAAUAUAAAUAAGUUACCGGAACUAGUGAAUAAAAAACAAGAUGAUUUAAUUCAACUCGUCGAAUUUCCUUUAGAAAAAACAGAACAUAAAAUUAUAAGUGAAAUGAUUAAUUUACAAGCUUGCAAUCGAAAUGAUCAACAUGACCACCAUCAAUCUGAACUACAAAAAUUUAUUAUUUUAGUAGAACCAGCAUUGAAUUUAUUAGAUAUCAUCGAUAUAUAA